Molecule: messenger RNA, 1668 nt
Organism: Poecilia latipinna (sailfin molly)
Lineage: Eukaryota; Metazoa; Chordata; Actinopteri; Cyprinodontiformes; Poeciliidae
Product: leukotriene B4 receptor 1-like
Exons: 2
Coding region: 147-1157 (336 amino acids)
Biological process (GO): G protein-coupled receptor signaling pathway; calcium-mediated signaling; positive regulation of cytosolic calcium ion concentration
Cellular component (GO): membrane; external side of plasma membrane
Molecular function (GO): C-C chemokine receptor activity; C-C chemokine binding
Source: RefSeq, a predicted model, not a curated record
AAGCAAAACCAAAGCAGAAAUGACAAAUUCUUCCACAGAAACCAAGUGGAAGUGCAACAAUCAAGACACAGAGGGAAGUGGAGCCUUGCUUGAACAGCAGUUUAAUUGUUUUUGUGGAAACUCUUCCGCAAAAACGCAUUCCCGACAUGGACCCCUCCAUCGAGAUGUUACCUUCAGAAGCCCCCAAGGAGGUAGAUGGCGGGACAACCGUGGCGUGUGUUAUACUGGGUAUUUCCUUCCUGGUUGGAGUUCCAGGGAACCUGCUCGUAAUCUGGACUAUCCUGAGGCACGUCAAGCAGCGCUGUCACACUGUGGUCCUCAUCCUGCACCUGGCAGUGGCAGAUGUGAUGGUCCUCAUCACUCUGCCUGCCUGGAUCUACUCCCUGGUGCACACUUUUGAGUUUGGAUUGGUACUUUGCAAUAUCUUAAUCUGUGUUAUCACUGUGUGCAUGUAUAGCAGCAUCUUCUUCAUCACUCUUAUGAGCGUGGAACGCUACCUAGCCAUCUGCCAUCCAUUUCUGAUGAUGCGCUGGAAGACUGAAAAGAAUAUGAAUGGAUGUAUUGCAUUUUUGUGGCUUCUUGCGCUUCUUCUUGGAUUAUCUGAAAUUUUAGCCCAGACUUUGGCUGGAAGCGAGCAAAGCGAUCAGUGCUUUGUCAGAGACUUCAACAACAAUACUCUAGAAAUUGUCUUCUUGUGCCUGCAGACGUUGCUGGGCUUUGUGCUGCCUUUCAUUACACUAAGCAUCUGCUACUGUCUUGUGGCUGUGCAGCUCAAGAAAAUGAGAUUUAAUUCUAAACAGAAAUCCAAAGUUCUCAUUCACACUGUAGUGCUCGUUUUCCUCCUGUGCUGGUUACCCUACCAUGUUAUUAAAAUUAUUGAUGUAGUUUGCAUUUUUGGGACAGACAAAGAGAAUGAGUGCGUACCGGAAAGUUUGGUCUUCAGCUCUGGUGCCCUGGUUUUUAUCAGCAGCACAGUGAAUCCUGUAUUAUACGCCUUCUUCGCCAGGAACUUCAGAGGCAGUCUUGGAGAGUCUGGUCUGGUCAAACUGUUUCAGGAACUGGCCUCAAACACAAAUAGACUCAAGGACCUUGCAAUACAGCAGCAGAAGCACCAGAGCUCAGCAGACACAGAGUUCACGUCUCCAACUUUCAAAUAAAAAUGUGAGUGGGGGUAGUACUACAGCUAUGGGAAAACUGGACUGAGAGGUGAAUGUUUCCUGUUGUACUGACACCAAAUGUGAUCUAAGAAGUUUCACAAUAAUAUUGAGUUGCACUUCUCUUUACUACCACAUGGCUGUGCCAUUGAUUUAAUUGAGAUUCAGUCAAAACUUAUUAUAUGUUUUUAGAAAAGUUUAAAAGAACUUCUGGUUGUUGCUGAAGAAUAUUUUGUGAAAGUCUAAAUUUAUCAUUAUUUCCUGUUACAGAUAUUGUGUUUAAAAAAAGGGGAAAAAAAGAUUUGCUUACUUAUCACCAAAUUGCUGAUAUGUCGUUUAGAAGCAAAUGAAACUCAACAGGGACAGCAAUUUGUUACUGUUUUAUAACCUUGGUAACAUAUCAAAAAUGUAUUAUUCCAUUUUAGAAACAGGAAAUGUCUUGCAUGAUAGUGUAUGUUAUUUUAAUCCUGUCUGAGAUGCUUCAGUUAUUGCGAAUAAAGAUAUUAUCUAUUUG